AUGGACACGAAUUCAACAACUCCAAUGUCUAUUACUGAUAUGGAAUGUAAUCCUAACUAUUCAUAUUUAGUAGAAAAUAUAAAAUAUCUGUUGCAAGCUGCAUAUAUGGUACCUCCAGCUUUUCUGUAUGCUAGAAUUCUAUAUGUGAUAUGGGUCAAGCAUAGAAAAGUUUAUAGUCGGCAUCAGUUUUUUGUGAUUUAUUCGAUGGAUAGUAUAGUGGGCUUCAUCCUCCUCCUCCUUGAUAUUUUCAUCACUAGAUUCUUUGUUUACGUACCCCAGUUAUGUAUCCCUGCUUCAAAAUUCUUUCAAUCCCAUUCUUUACUUAUGAAUAUCUACUACCCAUUGUUGAACUAUCUUCAUUGUGCUCAGCCUCUAAUUCAAAUAUUUCUAACUUUGAAUCGAAUGUCAUCAGUUAUCUGGCCAGUUGACCACAACAAAGUUUGGUCUAAAAACCUUUCAUUCAUUGUUGCAUUCGUCUCAUUAUCACCAUUCCUAAUAAUUUGGAAUACCAUAAUAUCUCCAAAAAUAAUAAUUUACUAUUUCGGAGGAUUUUUCAUGCUUGGGUUGAAAGCAGUGGAGUGGGCUGAUAUCUCAUUAUUUUUAUUUUUGGUUAGAUCAGUUGCCGUUAUAAUUACUGUAGCUUCUACUGUAAUCAUGUUUCUAAGAAUGUCGAAAAUGAAAAAAAGAAUGAAAUCAUCGGAAAGGACUCUUUGUUUGGCGUGUGUAAUCCAUUCAAUUUGUUUUAUGGUUCCGUCAUUUUUUGAGGCUCUCGCAAAUUUCAACGAAGCAUACGGCAGUUCUUGGGUCAAUUUUCUCAUUCAACCAUUUGCAUGGGAUGUUCUCAAUGUUGGAUCUCCGUUGAUAAUGAUAUUCGUCAGCGGUCAACUACGCCACCAUGUAUUGGAGAUCUCAAUUGGAUGCUGUAAACCGAAAAAUAAACCCAAAACUAUCACAGUUCACACUGUAACUGCUCAUGUUUCUUCGCGCAAUGGUACUUCGAUAUUUCGUUGA
Caenorhabditis elegans is the source of this 1011-nucleotide messenger RNA. It is a transcript of the gene srg-9, whose product is annotated as Serpentine receptor class gamma-9. The record is from RefSeq and is marked reviewed. NCBI's taxonomy places the organism in Eukaryota, Metazoa, Nematoda, Chromadorea, Rhabditida, Rhabditidae. Gene Ontology annotation, molecular function: transmembrane signaling receptor activity. Gene Ontology annotation, cellular component: membrane. Gene Ontology annotation, biological process: sensory perception of chemical stimulus. Bases 1 to 1011 code for a protein of 336 amino acids. The transcript is spliced from 4 exons.